This is a messenger RNA of Formica exsecta, 723 nucleotides long. RefSeq lists its product as uncharacterized. The coding region runs from base 1 to 723 and encodes 240 amino acids. The record is from RefSeq and is a predicted model, not a curated record. NCBI's taxonomy places the organism in Eukaryota, Metazoa, Arthropoda, Insecta, Hymenoptera, Formicidae. The transcript is spliced from 3 exons.
AUGUAUACAAAGUUUCAUUCAAAUCAGAGUUUCUGGGCUUGCGAGGUUUCUUUAGUCACUAUCGAUUCUUUGACGCAACUGACGAAAUCGUCGCUGGCGGUAGGAGGAUGGAACGAGGAAGGCAAGGAGUUUUUCCUUGUUUCUUCAGAUCCGCAUAGUCAGCAGAUCGGCAAGAAAUUUGAGUUGAUCGAAAAUGAGAAGAACGCCAUCGACCAGGUGGCCAACGGGACGUUCUGUUAUUACGAGAACUCGUAUUUAUUGCGACACAUUCGCGGAAAACGGAUAUUCGAGGAAGAAAACGGUCAAAAGAACAAAAACGAAAAAAAUACAGGAUCGGUGAAGUACAAUUUGCACAUUAUGGAGGAAUGCGUCGUCCACAUGCCGAUCGCGUUAGGGCUGGAGAAAAAUUCUCCGUUGAAGCCCCACGUGAAUUUAUGGGUGAGACGAAUGACGGAAAUUGGUUUAGUGCGCAAAUGGCUGAGCGAUGUCAUGGAGUGGUCCAAGAUCAACGAAUCUCGGCAAAAAUCGAAUUCUGAAACAGCGCUAGUGAAUUUGCGCAAAUUGUACGGCGCUUUCAUUGCUCUGGGAAUCGGUUAUUUUCUCAGCUUCGUAGCUCUACUUGGCGAAAUAAUACAUUGGAGAUAUGUUGUCCUGAGAGAUCCGAAGUAUGACAAAUAUCAUAUGGAUAUAUACUAUAAGAACGAUAAUCAAUUUAAAACUUGA